Nymphaea colorata (pocket water lily) is the source of this 1029-nucleotide messenger RNA. RefSeq names its product thioredoxin-like protein HCF164, chloroplastic. Gene Ontology annotation, cellular component: chloroplast thylakoid membrane. Lineage: Eukaryota; Viridiplantae; Streptophyta; Magnoliopsida; Nymphaeales; Nymphaeaceae. Bases 59 to 805 code for a protein of 248 amino acids. The record is from RefSeq and is a predicted model, not a curated record. The transcript has 5 exons. Gene Ontology annotation, biological process: cytochrome b6f complex assembly.
AUAUUGCGAGCGAACUGUCGACGCAGAGAUCUUUCGGACCGUACAGAGUGAGGCGGUAAUGGCGGGACUUGCGUCGUUGAACUGGGCAGCCGUCCCCGUGGCCGCCGCUCAGUCCCCGGGCAGAAGAGCCAUGAGAGCUUCAUGGAGAAUCUCGUGCCAGACGGCGCCCGGCGGCACUUCCAGCGAGUCUGCAGCCACGGAAGAGGCGCUGGGCAAAAAUGAGCUGGAUAAUGAUAAGUCCAGUCUUGCAUCAAGUGCCACACAAGAGGCUGAAUUUCCUGAACUUCCAAACAAGGGAACAAAUAGGAGGGUUGCUCUGGCUUCCACUUUUGCUGCUUUGGGGCUUUUCCUAUCAACAAGAAUUGACUUGGGUGUUUCUUUGAAGGACCUGGCUGCCAAUGCACUGCCAUAUGAAGAGGCUCUUUCAAAUGGGAGGCCUACUGUCGUUGAGUUCUAUGCAGAUUGGUGUGAAGUUUGUCGAGAAUUAGCACCAGAUAUUUACAAAGUUGAGCAACAAUACAAGAAUCGUGUGAACUUUGUGAUGUUGAAUGUUGACAACACAAAGUGGGAACAAGAGCUUGAUGAGUUUGGGGUUGAGGGCAUUCCUCAUUUUGCUUUCCUUGACAAGGAAGGAAAUGAGGAAGGCAACAUUGUUGGUCGACUUCCUAAGCAGUAUCUUCUGGAGAAUGUUGAUGCUCUUGCCAGGGGUGAAGAGUCCGUACCUCAUGCAAGGGUUGUAGGGCAAUACUCAAGUGCGCAGUCAAGAAAGGUGCACCAAGUUGUUGACCCCAGAAGCCAUGGUUAAAUCUACUCUUUUUCACCCCACAAUCAACCCACUGAAUUUUUUGGAAUAACAGCUUGGUAAAGAUGAGUGAAGAGGAGGCUGUUCUAUUGUAGAAGAUGCUCAGAUUGAUUGAAGAAUUCGGAAUUGUAAUUAUGGAUACCAAUAAGCUACAAAAUUAACACUUGGACUGGUUGAAUAUGUAAAUCAUGCCCAUGGUCUAUAAAAUGCAUUUCUGUGUCAGUGUA